This is a messenger RNA of Wasmannia auropunctata (little fire ant), 1028 nucleotides long. It is a transcript of the gene mRpL2, whose product is annotated as 39S ribosomal protein L2, mitochondrial. The transcript has 2 exons. Gene Ontology annotation, molecular function: RNA binding; structural constituent of ribosome. The coding region runs from base 53 to 961 and encodes 302 amino acids. Gene Ontology annotation, biological process: cytoplasmic translation. Gene Ontology annotation, cellular component: ribosome. The record is from RefSeq and is a predicted model, not a curated record. NCBI's taxonomy places the organism in Eukaryota, Metazoa, Arthropoda, Insecta, Hymenoptera, Formicidae.
GAUGGCACCACUUCUAAAUUCAAUGCCUCAUUGUAGUUCAAUCUGAUCCAAGAUGUCUGCUGCGGCAUUGACACGUCGCGUUUUUGGUCAACAAACAUUUAAUUUUAUCGACUUAACGAUUUCGGUGUUAUCUCAGGUGCCAAGAAGGUACAAGUGGAAACUCGUGAAGCUGCCAAAACCGGGCAUUGGCAUAGGCUAUCGAAGAACCGUCCAUUACAAGGAUGAAUACACGGUGGAGCCUUUACAAGUAACCAAUCUAGCAGGGAGAGAUCCUGUCACAGGCAGACUAGUAGCCAAGGGUAUCGGGGGUGGCAUAAAGCACAAGUAUCAUUGGAUCAAGUGGAUCAGGGAUGGACCUAAGGAUCUUAACGAACCGCCGAAAGAAGAAAAAGUCUUAGAUGUCUUUAAGGACGGUUGUAGAACGAGUAAUGUCGCGUUGAUUGGUAGCAGUCGCGAACUCAAAUAUAUUUUAGCUACGGAAAAUAUGAAACCGGGCGACAUAAUACGUACCCAUCAGGGAAUACCGCGUAAUCAUGUGAGACCUUCGGAGGGAGAUGCUUAUCCUCUCGGCGCUUUACCCAACGGGACCUUCGUUCAUUGUGUAGAAAAAUAUCCGGGAUUAGGCGGGUUCCUAAUUCACGCUGCUGGUACCUUCGGAACAAUAAUGAAGCAAGACGGGGAUCGCGUGGUAGUACAGAUGCCUAGUAAGAAGCUUUUUAGCCUCCACGAGACGUGUAUGGCUACGGUUGGUCGAUUGUCAAAUAUCGAACACGAUUCCACGCCAAUUGGUAGCGCGCAGAAAAAUCGGGAAUUGGGAAAUCGACCAAGGAGCGGUUUAUGGCAACGCAAAACUGGUAGAUUCGGUCGUAAAAUCAAACCGCCUCCUCGGGUACAACGUGUUGGCGAUAAAAAACGAGCAGCUCCCGAAAUGCUUGUUUUGAAUAGUCCUCACAAUGCUUAAACUAUCUCACGAAUAAAUUGCAGUAAUAAGUUAAGAUAUGUAAUAAACACUGGUUUCGAACAUUCAA